Molecule: messenger RNA, 2636 nt
Organism: Marchantia polymorpha subsp. ruderalis
Lineage: Eukaryota; Viridiplantae; Streptophyta; Marchantiopsida; Marchantiales; Marchantiaceae
Source: the annotation of a GenBank genome assembly
AAAGGUCGGCGCCAAAGCGAGCAGAGCAUAUUACUCAACAGCAAGAGAACAACGACCGGAGGACCCCGAAGAGGGUUUAGUCUCGAGGUCAGUUCUUGGUAGGGUUUGAUCUGCCGAGUCGCAGAUGCACUCUCUACCGCCUUGUGGAUUGCCUCUGGACUUCUACAGACGAGCAGUAGCAGGUUUCGGAUCGCAAGAGGGCAGCGGGCUUGGGCGGAGUUGCGCUCGAAGAGUGACCGACACAAGAAGCUCAAUCGCGUAGCCCCGAGAUGAAACGUUUGUCUUGGCUGUGUUGACAAUACCGAGAAGUAGAUUAGGAAACUCACAUUUCCCCCACUUAAGAAGCCUCGAGGCCUGGGAAGGUAGUUCUGUUUUCAAGCAUGGCAGAACAUUUGGCUUCUAUUUUCGGAACCGAAAAGGAUCGAGUCAACUGUCCCUUUUACUUCAAGAUUGGAGCUUGCCGUCAUGGAGACAGAUGUUCCCGCCUGCACAAUCGUCCGACUGCCAGUCAGACAUUGCUGCUGGCGAACAUGUACCAAUCUCCAGAUGCAGGGUUCCAUGGCGGAGUAGAUCAGCAUGGUAACAUCCAACAGUCUGACCCACGGAAGCUACAAGAGCACUUUGAGGACUUUUACGAAGAUAUAUUUGAAGAACUGAGCAAGUACGGGGAGAUUGAGAAUCUGAACGUCUGCGACAACCUUGCAGACCAUAUGAUUGGUAAUGUUUAUGUGAAGUUUCGUGAGGAAGAGCAUGCUGCCGCUGCUCUCAAUGCUCUAAAUGGGCGAUUUUAUGCUGGUCGACCAAUCAUAGUGGAUUUCUCCCCCGUUACCGAUUUUCGUGAAGCUACUUGCAGACAAUAUGAGGAAAAUACAUGUAAUCGAGGCGGAUAUUGCAAUUUUAUGCAUCUGAAGAAGAUUUCGAGAGAACUCCGAAGAAAAUUAUUUGGAAGCUACCGGAGGAGAAGUCGUAGCAGGAGUCAUUCUCCAUACGGGCGUGGUGAAGCACGAGGACCACCCAGCCCUCGACGUUUUGGAGACAGGGAUUUUUUUGAGCCGAGAAGGGGAGGCCGAGGUGGUGGCCGGGGAGGCGGUCGUGGAUUUGGCCGCAGAUUUGACGGGGAUAGGGAUGACCGUCGAUACGAUGAUAGGCGAGGAAGGAGAAGAGACAGGAGCAGAAGUAGAAGUCCCGGUCAAAGAAGAGAGAGGAGUCCUGUGCGUGAGGGUAGUGCCGAACGCCGUGCUAAGAUCGAGCAGUGGAAUCGAGAGAGGGAGGAACGUCAAGCUGCUGAGACAUCCACAGCGCCGCCUUCAACCGUGAACGGUGCUUCUGCUCCGUACGAUGAUUAGUUCAAGCAUGAUUAUGUGGUUUGUAAUCCACCACCUUGUCAACUUUAUGAGUCUUGGGCAAUUACUGUCCUCCGUCCACCUCCUUAGCAGUUGUGCCAUUGCAACUGAGUUUGACACUAAGUCCAAGCAACUUAGAAAUUAAGUCGGGGAUCAACGAGCAGAGACGAAUAGACUUUGCAUGGUCUGGUCGGUAAUGGCAAGCGGUCCUUUUACGCAGUACUGACAAAAAGCCUGAGCAUGUGCGCAGGUUCAGGUUUAUAGUUGCCAUGCACUACAUGUUCAACAUUGUCGCAGGGGCAGUCUAGGCUGCCAUUGAUAUGAACAUGCUUUGAGUUUGCGAUCUAUAAGUGGGAGCUUCCUGCUGCCCAUCUACUGGAACAGGAAUUAUUAUUUCAACCUCAUGGAUUGGUAGCUUUUGAGCAUUAAGAAAGAGGAAACUAAGAUUUUAUGCUUCCUGUAAUCAUCCGAUCUGUUGACCAGGCUCACAGAGGUGGAUGAGUGUGACCUGCAGGUGCAGGUAGCCCACUGCAGGUUUUGGUAGUUGACAUGCCCUUUGGACUGACAGGUGAAGGUGACGAGCAGGAUGUGCAGAUCAGACAAACCAAGGCGCAGGUGCAGGUCUUCUUUAUGUGGGCAAGUGGAUGCAGGCCCACUCUACAUUCGACUGGCUGUUCGAAAGCCCACAAUUACAGUCACGUUUUGCGACGAGAAGGGUUCAGAUCCUUGUCAUGCAUUUAUAUCGCAGCAGUUGUUGCCGUGUGUGCAGGUGCAUGCAGGGCUCUUUGGGAUGAGCUAAUUUUUCAUUGUAGAGAAGCUGUAGUAUCAGAAUCUAAGCAGUGCCAACUCAUGGGCAGCUAGCUUACAACAUAAAUUUCAGCAAGAUUUAUGGUUACCUCUCGGUCUAAGUUUCAUGCCAAGUACAGGUCUCGUGGUGUUGGGACGAUGUUCUAAGUAGUUAGAUCUGGGAAGAUGUAGACGGAGGUUCCUAGACUUUUCUUCUCGAGGAUGAUUGUUAUGAGAAAUCUGCCACAGCUUUAUAAGGAUGUUGCAGGUUUGUAAACAUGAUUUGGAAGAAAUCAAGGGUUCCAUGAUUCCCAUCGAAUAGUCACUCCAGUUUCGCACGUGUCACAUUGAGUAUAGCCAACCUAUAACCAACGCCUGUAAAAUCCGUGCAAUCACCUGAAGUUGAUCCCUCUCCACCGACAUGUUUUCGUUUUUUCACAAAGGUAAGGUUUUUCAAAACAAGCGCUUUGUACAGCGAGCAGUUCUAUUACAUCCGGUCAAUCGGAA